AUGGCAAUGAAAUCAAGUGAUAGAUGGCUUGCACGCUUCUUUCAUUUAUUUCUGACAGGUCUGGUGUUACUCAUCAUGUUUUUAAAAGACACCACAUUAAAACAAGAUUUAUACAAUGGUCAUCUAUUUUAUGUGGCAUUUUAUUUGACUCUUGUAUCAGUUGGUACCGUAAUGUAUUUUGUGUGCAGUUUUAUGGACCCUGGAUUUGUAACAUACAAUACAAUAGACGCUGAAACUGGAGUUAUUUUUAAUUCCAAAGAGGAAGAGUCUCAAAUAUUGACAACGUCUCAUGACUUAGAAUCCACAGAGACUUGUUCCAUGUUAGAAAAGAGUGCAAGAAAUUUGCGUUUACGUAGAUGUGGCUUUUGUAACAUUAUACAACCACUAAGAGCGAAGCACUGUGAGGAGUGCAAACAUUGCGUACGGAGAUACGACCAUCAUUGUCCAUGGAUUGGCAACUGUGUAGGUGAACGCAAUCACAAGUUUUUUUUGUUCUUUCUUGGUGUUGAAACUUGUGUUGUGAGCUGGACUGUUUAUAUUACUGUUCACGCAUUCAAUCGGGAUUUGGAAUGGAGAAAAUGGUUCGAACACAAUUGGAUGUAUUUAAUUUUAACAAUAUUUCUUGCAGUCAUGUUGUUAGUAGUAGCAUUACUGUGGGCUUGUCACUCGUAUAUGAUGUUUACAGCUCAAACAACCUGGGAAUUUAUGUCACGACCAAGGAUAUCGUAUCUAAAGAAAUUCCCUACUGAUUAUAACCCGUUUGAUAAGGGCUAUAUUCGAAACAUGCUUAGUUUUUUGUGUUAUUUUAGAAUUCAAGAAUGGGAUGAUGUUUAUGAAGAAGACUAA
Molecule: messenger RNA, 846 nt
Organism: Hydractinia symbiolongicarpus
Lineage: Eukaryota; Metazoa; Cnidaria; Hydrozoa; Anthoathecata; Hydractiniidae
Product: palmitoyltransferase ZDHHC12-B-like
Exons: 1
Coding region: 1-846 (281 amino acids)
Biological process (GO): peptidyl-L-cysteine S-palmitoylation; protein targeting to membrane
Cellular component (GO): Golgi apparatus; endoplasmic reticulum
Molecular function (GO): protein-cysteine S-palmitoyltransferase activity
Source: RefSeq, a predicted model, not a curated record